UAAGCGCGCAGGCUGCCAUGACAGUCUGUCAUUGCCAUACGAGAGUAGCACGCCGUUAGUAUUUUUCGAUGUCGCGUGCGUGCGUAGCGCGAUCGCCCAUUUAACCGGUAGCCAGUGAAGUUUCAUAGACUGGCGUUAGAAACGACAUAGUGAAACGUGACGGAAUUAUCAAGUAGGUCCACGUAAUAAUCAGUUCCUUGUGAAACACGCGGCAAUCUCGUGUGAAUGGCGGUGCAGUGGCAGUGUUGUGACGUAUCGUGCCGUGCUAGCUGUCAGUUUCGGAGUGAAAACCCGGCGCGAAGGUGUUCGCAGUGUUAGAAGCUCCUUGAACCGUAAUAUAAGAUUUGAUGGAAAAAGAAAUAUUAUGAAAUUCCAAUAAAUGUCGUAGAUCAAGAGGAAGUUAAUUCAAAAGGAGACGUGCUAAACAAGUUUCUCUAGUGUUAGAAAAACCGUUCUAGAAAUUACACAAGGCUGUUACAACGAAUCCAAUGAAUAACGCUUGGGAUUCUCAUGAAUACACGGCCUAGACAUUCUCUAGGUGAAGGUGUACCAACGACUCCCCAGGGAGACAAGACACACCUUCUUAAAUGUUACUGGAAGAACAGGACGCAUUACUGUCGCAGGACCUUCUUCUCCGCCCUUCAUUCUCCAUGUCUAGUUUCUUCUAGACGAUAUAACAAAUCCGGCGCAUCGAUUUGCGGGAAAACUCGAAGGAAAGUAGGCAGGCAGGUACCUACCUACCUACCUACCCUACUCAUCUGUAAGACCCUUAACGUAUACACCAGCACCGGUGCCUAUCCCGUCAAGAAUUCUCCCGUGGCUCGAGGUUAAGACUCGACGCUAUGUGUCGAGAAUCGUAUUCUGGUGAACUAACAGUCUGGAUACUCCAUUGAACACCCUUGUGUUUAGAUAUACAUUAUACGAUACAAAGACACUACGGUACCAACUGCUACUGGUGGCAUUAGGUACCUAGACAGUAAAACAGGAGGGGAACGUGACAUUUGGAGGAAAAAGACUAAGGCUGGUUUCCUGGCAAGAUGUUUAAUUUCAUAAAGAAGGUUGCCGAGAAGGACGACAAGGAGAAGCGGAAGCGAGAGAAGAAGGAACGGAAAGAUGUCAAGAAACGAGAUCGUGGUAGCAUGUCUGCCGAGGAGUUACUGCGUCUCGACGAGGUAAGGAGAUCAUUGAAGAUCCGGGGUCGUCGCAAGGAAAAGGAGAAGCUUCCAAGUGGUAUCACUGCGGAUUACAGUGCAUCCUUUUUCGCCCAGUUAGACAGGGAUCUCUUGGAUAACGUUCACAAUUCUGCUAGUACGAGCUGGACUCGUACCCCUGACGGAUUGACCCAGAGCGACUCAUCAGAAGCCUCCCUGACCUCGUUAACAAACGCAUCAGGAAAGACGUUACCACCAUUGCCACCAAAACCGCCAAAACGUGGAAUUCUGAAAGGUCCACGACUCAGCAUCACCAGCAUUACCGUGGAACCUGGAGUAGUGCAAAAUGGCAAUGAGAAUCAUCAAGAUGCAAACGUCCUCGUCAGGAACACUUUGCAGAAUGAGGUGAUAGCUUAUCAGAAUGUUCCGAAUCUCUCAUCCUUGUCCGUUGGUAAAGAUGAGCCUUGUAGCGAAGAGGAAUCCUACAGAAGGAGUCCGCAGCAUCUGCAUCAUCAGGACAAUAAGCUCCUCCAAGUGGUAACGAGUGCCAGUCCAUCUGCUGAUUCCUUGACGGAUACAACGAAUUCGAGCUUUGCCACACCACCCUUUAGCCUUUCGCCCGUCGGCGAGUCUCAGGGUUUCUCCCGGUGGAGAUCAUCUGCUUCCUUCGAGGAUCAGGGUGUGGAAUUGGUACUGCCUGAGAUAGUGCCUCUCAAGCUACCAGACCCACGGGAGUUAACUAUACAAAGACAACCACCACCUAGAAAUGACUUUGGAUUUUCCCUUCGACGUGCUGUGAUCGUGGAACGUGGCGCAAACGGUGUCACGCAGAUGAGGCCCGUCAUCUUCGCGGAACCCGGUGCCAUGGUGCAAAAUAAUAAUGAUACCGGUCUCUUACCUGGUGAUAGGCUCAUCGAGGUCAACGGGAUCAAUGUGGAUGACAAAUCGCGCGAAGAAAUCAUUGAUCUCAUCAAGGGUUCUGCAAAUUAUGUUACUGUCAAGGUGCAACCGGUCGCUGAGUUGUCUGAACUGUCAAGACGCGGCGGGAGCGACGGGCGACACGUGGAAUUGGCGGCAGCGAAUAUACGCGGUGGCACGUUACGUCGUUCGGGCAGUCUGCGUUUUCAUCAUAAUACGGCGCGCUCUGAGGAACAUUUGGCACAGGAACAGGCAUGGCUGGCUUCGGAAAGGAUUUGGCUAAUUCACAGAGGAGGAUUUACGGCCGCGACACGGUGCGGCUCUGCGGAUCCGGAUACGGGAAAAUUACGCGUACGAUUGAUACCCUCUGGCGAGGAAUUACUGGUCGACGAGGAAGACGUCGAAAAGGCAAAUCCACCGCAAUUCGACAAGGCUGAGGAACUCUCGCAAUUACGAUUUCUCAAUGAAUCUUCGGUUCUUCACACACUGAGACAAAGAUACGCCUCUAAUCUUAUUCAUACUUAUGCUGGGGAGAGUAUGGUAGUCAUCAACCCUGUCGCACCUUUAGCAAUAUAUUCUGAAAAGGUUGUACACAUGUUCAAGGGAUGCAAAAGUGAGGAUAUGCCACCGCAUAUUUAUGCUAUGGCUCAAUCAGCUUAUAGAGGGAUGCUGGCAACACGUAGAGAUCAUUCUCUGGUGUUUCUUGGUCGUAGCGGUGCUGGUAAAACUACUAAUUUCAAACACGCUCUACAUUAUCUUGUACUUGCUGCUGGCACUGUGAACAAGAUCCUGACUAUUGAAAAACUCAACGCUUUAUUCACGGUCCUGGAAGCUUUUGGCAACAGCAGAACUCACAUGAAUUCGAAUGCAACCAGAUUCACUCAAUUAUUCAGCCUAGACUUUGAUCAGUCUGGUCAGAUAGCAUCAGCGUCAUUACAGGUCUUGUUACUGGAAAAAUCAAGAAUCGGACGAAGAUCGAAUGGCGAUCCGACCUUUCAUGCUGUCUACAGAUUGUUGGCCGGCGCAGAAGGUGCACUGAGAAAGGAAUUGCAUCUGACUAAUUUAGUCGCCGAAAAUAAUCCUUUCAUAACACCUUUACAAAAGCACGAGGACAAGCAAAGAGCUAUGGUUGAAUUUAAUAGGAUCGUAGCUGCCUUUAAGAUCCUUGGUGUUUCUGAGGCUGAUGAAAAAGUCAUUUGGCUCGUGCUGGCUGGUAUUUAUCAUCUGAGCUGCGCUGGUGCAGUCAAAGCUGGCACCAGUUCACAAAGCAGAUGGCAGUUUGCAAGGGUUGAAUGUGCCGAGAGGGCUGCUACCCUAUUUGGCACUUCUGUCGAGGAACUUAGCAGGGCUGUUUUCUCUUGCAAUGGUGGAGGAGGUACCCCGAAUACACCGAGACCUGCUUUACGAACUCCUAGUCCUACUGAACAAAGUAAGGACGUUACAGGAAUUGAUGCGUUGGAAGGACUACUCGUUGGUCUUUAUUUUGAAGUCUUCCAUUGUGUUGCUGCUCUGAUUAAUAAAUCCAUUUCAUCCUCGGUGCAUACCGUAUCCUCCCUAUUGCUGUGCGAUGUACCAGGAUUUCAGAAUCCUGCAUCCUGUGGUAGACAGACUGGUGCCUCCUUCGAGGAUCUCUGUCAUAAUUAUUUACAGGAACGGCUUCAGCUUCUUUUUCAUCAUUCCACUCUGGUAGCGCCGAAAGACAGAUACGCUCAAGAGGGUAUAGACAUUGACCAUGACGAUGACUAUGAUGCGGAUGGGGCUGGUUCUCCUCAGGCCUUGGUCUCGCUUCUGGACAGGGGUGGUUCUCAAAGUGCAACAAUGCUUAGGACAAGUCAGAGUGAUCUGAGCAGUAGUAGACAGGGUGAACGGAAAGGACUGUUGUGGCUUCUUGACGAGGAAUCGGUGUGUCCUGGCGGAAGUGACGAAACCUUCUUAGAUAGACUAUUCUCCCAUUAUGGGGAUCGAGAUCAUCAAAUACUGCUGAGAAAAGCUCCUGGCAACAAUCAGUUCGUUUUGCAGCAUCUUCAAGGAACAAAUCCUGUUCUCUAUACUGCGAUAGGAUGGCUCAAAGCCACUCGCGAAAAUCCCGUGGCCAAAAGUGCUAUUACCAUCCUUCAAGAGAGUGCCAGAGAGGACAUCAGCAGACUAUUCGUUUGUGCGCGUGGUGCGGGCGUUUCUGGUGCUUUGAGUGGCUCCGUUCAUGGCCUCGAAGGUUCCCAAUCAUUGAGAAGAGCUUCGAGUAUUCGCAGAACGUUUACAGCAGUGAAGAGGAAGAAUAUCUGCCUUCAAGUGAAAUUCACAGUAGACGGACUCGUGGAGACCUUAAGAAGAACUAGGGUGAAGUUUGUACACUGUCUACUACCCCAGCACAACGCAGGAUGCACAGAUAACAAGAGUCUACUAUCAGUAAAGUCGAAUCAAAGUGAAGACAGUAUUAUUAACGUUCCUCUUUUGCGAUCGCAGAUCCGUGGAAGUCAAAUCAUUGACGCAGUCCGACUGCACAAAGUUGGUUACCCAAAAUGUAUGCCACUGGGUGAAUUCAGAAGGCGUUUCAAUCUCUUAUCGAACGAUACAAACACACGUCCAGGUAGUCCUGUAGCCGACGAACGUCGUGCCGUCGAGGAUAUGCUGCUGACGGUGGACGUCGAUCCAGCGUCGUAUCGCGUCGGACAGAGUCAGAUUUUCUUCAGAUCUGGCGCUCUGGAACGUUUGGAGUCACGGAGGGAUGAGAAACUCACGGGACACAUUAUAUUACUUCAGGCACGUUGCCGGGGUUAUCUUGCUCGCCGGAAACUCAACACUCUCAAGUUGCAAGAUCUUGCAGUCAGAUGCAUCCAGAGAAACGUAAGGAAGCUGAUGUCGGUACGAGAAUGGCCAUGGUGGAGAUUAUACGUCAAGGUGGCGCCAUUGCUGAACGUUCAUCGAACGGAGGAUCAAUUGAAGGCGCGAACGGAAGAACUCGAGAUUCUCAGGGCGAAGGUCGAGAGGCUGGAGCAGGAGCGCAACCACCUGAAACAUGAUAACGACAAGCUCGAGGCUAAGCUAAGCGAAAUGACAGCUGACUUCGCAGAGGAACAUUCAACGUCGACUUUGGCAGCUGAGAGAAUCGACGCAGAGACUUCUGAGCGUCUUCGUCUGGAACGUGAACUCCAGGACGUUACCGACGCCAACAAGAAUCUUCAGCAGACUACCGAACGACUGGAAAUGGAAUUGCUUUAUGCGAGAGCGGCGGAUCUUAACGGAGUUGCGUCAGACGGUGAGGAUGGCGAGGACGGUGGCGUCUAUAAGCAACGAUACGAGCACGCCGUACGCGAGUUGGAGUUCACCAAAAGAAAAAUGGCCCAGCAGCACGAGGACGAUUUAGAGCAGUUGGUCGGCCUGAAAAAACAAUUGGAGAAGAAGCUAGCUGACGCCUACGAGGAGGUCGAGGAGCAGCGACAAGUGGUGGGUCAGUGGAAGCGUCGCGUUCAGAAGUUGAACGGUGAGAUGCAUGAUCUGAGAUUACUCCUUGAGGAACAGACCGCCAGGAAUAACCUCCUCGAGAAGAAGCAACGCAAGUUCGAUUCCGAGACUCAAAAUCUUAUGGAUGAUCUCAGACAAGAGAAAGCUCAGCGCGAGCGACUCGCCAGAGAGAAGGAAAUUGCUAUUGCUGAGAAAUUCACUGUUGAGCAGAAUUUGAGUGACGCCAGACUGGAAAUAGAACUGAAAGAAGAGAGACUACACACACUAACUCAGGAACUAGAGGAAUUGACAUUCGGUGGCAAAACUGAAGAGGAAGUAGCACAGUUGAAAAAAGCAAAGCAUGAACUGGAGAAGAAGACGAAGGACCAAGAGGAGGAACUUGAUGACCUUGCUGGUCAGGUACAACUCUUGGAACAAGCUAAACUUCGACUGGAAAUGAGCAUAGAACAGCAACGCAAAGAAAUGCGAAAGGAGAUGCAGCAACGCGAUGAGGAACUUGAAGACGUUCGUGGAAACGCGCAUAAGAAGGUCAAAGCUUUAGAGUUGCAACUGGAAACCGAACAUGAGGAAAGAACGAUACUACUUCGAGAAAAGCAUGAGCUGGAACGUCGAUUAGUUGCUAUUGAGGAACAGGACAGAACUGAUCGUGCAGCCGAAGCUGAAACUACACAACGACUUAAGAGAGACCUCAAGAGAACACGAGCACUCCUCAGAGAUGCCCAGACAAUGCUAGAACGUUCCAAGGGCGAUUCGGCUGGGAAGGCAGCUCUUCGCCAACUGAAGAAUCAACUGGAAGAUGCUGAAUGCGCUAGAGCUGCAGCUGUCAAAGCUAAACAGGCAUUGGAACAGGACCUGAACGAAACACAGUUAAGUCUUGAGGAAGCUUCUCGACUGAGAUCAGAGGCUGAAGAACGUGCGAAUGUAGCUUGCAGAGAGCGAACUGAUCUGAGGUCCCAAUUGGAGGAGAAUGAGGAAGAAUUAGCAGAGAUGCUCAAGAAGUAUCGAGCUGCCGUGCAACAAGUAUCCACAGAAAAGUCACAACUUCAGGAAGCGCAGGUGCAGAUUGCUACCCUCGAGGCUGAAAGAUCUUCUUUGAAAGAUCAACUGUCCGAACUCAGUCAGAGAUUGGAAUCCGUGGAACAACUUGGUGAUCCAACUGCUAAUAGUUUAGCGACUAGACGUCUGGAAUUUCGUACGAAAGAGUUGGAAAGUAAACUUGAACUGGAACAAACUACAAGAGCGCGACUUGAGACACAAAUAGCCAGAUUGAAGGAAAAUGUGGAUAAGCUACAAACAGAAACUGCUAUGCUAAGGACUAAGGAACAGAACGCGCAGGAUGCUGCGCGACGUCUUCAGAGAUCUUUGCGCGAAGCGCGAGAUGAGGCUAGUGCUGCAGCUGCACGAGAACAUGAGGCUACACGUGCACGUCGUGACGUGGAAAAAACUUUGGAAGCUGCUGAAGCAGAGACAAAGAUUGCUCGGGAUGAUCUGCGAUUGGCUCUUCAAAGAAUUGAUGAUUUACAAAGUGCGAUACAAGGUGAACUCGAUCUUGACUGCAGUGAGGAAGCAACGACGGACAAUAGCGACAGUGAUUGACCGACAAGGCGGGAGGAUCUCGAUUUCGAGAUCAAGGACGAGGAAGCUAACUGAGAAGAUAAACGGCGAAUGAAUGAAUAAAAUAUAAAAAAAGGAAUGCUUAAAAAAUAAUGGGACCUCGUCAACCAAGGAAGAAAUAGAUCUAUAUCUCUCACGGAAUUGAUGACGUCGCAGAUAUUUGUUGUCUUUUCAGGCGCGUUCUUUGCUUAAACGCAAAGAAAGAGGAAACUUGGAGAACUUAGAAUCGUGUAGAUUUCAUUUUGUAUUAUUGAAUCGUAAACGGAGAUGCCGUUAAAGAUGCGCGUACGUGUUCGUCGCGAGUAUAGUAUUAUUUUUAAUAUUUAGACAGAUAAUAUAAAUAUAUAUACACCAAGAAUAAUGGACAAGCUGAUAUAUCAUCGAGAUGACUGUCUCGAACAUAUGACGACAGAAUUUUCAAAGACAAGAAAGAAAAGGACCUGAAUAAUCUGGCGCAUGCGCGUACGGCAAAGAGUAUACUCGAUGCUGGGAUUUGACCUGAUAUAAUAAUAUAUAUACAAUUAUCCAGUGAUCUUUUAUACCUGCAAUGUAUCUCGUUGCUCGUGGCCAUUUUUCUUCUACGUGUUUCGUGCACUAUCACGCUCUUUGACUUCUUUUAUUUGGUGCUAGCGUCUUUACGAUUGUCAGCAAUCUGUCUUCCAGUUUUCUUGAGCUCACGUGACCCAUGAUAAUUCUUGGCCACGGAUGACCAUUUCUGCUUUUCAGCGGGCUUCGCGCGUAUGCGCCAAUUUUUUUUUUGUGUAAUAUGUUUAUGGUACAGUUUAUAUAUAUAUAUAUAGUAUACAUAUAAAUAUACUAUAAAUGGGAAUUAAGACCCAGUCGGUGCCAUUGGCUGGAUCCUUUUUGCUAGGCCGUGCGAUGGCCCAUUUAAACCCUUGCCCUAAUCACACGACAUUAUGCCUGUCAAACGCUGUCAACUGGGGUUCACUGACUAUUUGUAUAAAAUGAUCCGCAAAAGAUGAUUAGAAUUAUGAUAAUUUAGAUGUUUAAGCCCGUGUAAGGACUUCAUGUAACUUAUUGCUUUGUAAAAUGCAAAUCUUAUUUAAUUAA
This is a messenger RNA of Cephus cinctus (wheat stem sawfly), 8216 nucleotides long. It is a transcript of the gene Mhcl, whose product is annotated as unconventional myosin-XVIIIa. Gene Ontology annotation, molecular function: ATP binding; protein binding; cytoskeletal motor activity. The record is from RefSeq and is a predicted model, not a curated record. The transcript has 25 exons. Gene Ontology annotation, cellular component: myosin complex. Bases 1038 to 7127 code for a protein of 2029 amino acids. NCBI's taxonomy places the organism in Eukaryota, Metazoa, Arthropoda, Insecta, Hymenoptera, Cephidae.